AUGGCGUUGGUGGCAACAUUUGUUUCUUUUCCAAUUUCCACAUGGCAAGAGAAAUCCAGAACAGUUGAGGUAGAGGAAGAACCAAAAGAGGGUGAAGAAACACCAUCAGAGAUGAGGAAUCCUAAAGAAAUUGAAAAAGAUCAAUAUAGUGAGUUUUACAAGAAGACAUUCAAUGAGUUUCUUGAUCCUCUUGCAUACACUCAUUUCACCAUAGAGGGUGAAGUAGAGUUUAGAAGUGUGAUUUACAUUCCUGGAAUGGCUCCAAUGAACAAUGAAGAUGUAGUAAAUCCCAAAACAAAAAAUAUUCGUCUUUAUGUGAAACAAUAUGAAACAGAGGAGAUUGCUGAUUAUGUUGUCAGGCUUUUCACUGGGCUUGUCACCCUUUACAACAAAACCUUGAGAUUUGGGAUGAAGUUGAAUAGAUAUCUGGACAAGACAAGGCCACCCUGA
Messenger RNA from Lactuca sativa (garden lettuce), 450 nucleotides. NCBI's taxonomy places the organism in Eukaryota, Viridiplantae, Streptophyta, Magnoliopsida, Asterales, Asteraceae. The record is from RefSeq and is a predicted model, not a curated record.